AUGCUGUGCCGCCAAAGCAAUAGCCGCAGUCGCUCUUUCAAGGAGAGGAAGAGCCUGGCCAGUAGGAUGCGGGAAGCAGCUGAAAUCCGGGCCAAGUAUCCCACCAAGAUCCCGGUGGUGGUGGAGCGUUACCAGAAGGAGAAGCAGCUGCCUCUGUUGGAUAGGACCAAGUUUCUGGUUUCCCAGGACUCAUCCAUGUCUCAGUUUGUGAUCACCCUGCGAACUCGCAUGUCCCUGACAGCAACCCAGGCCUUCUACCUGCUAGUAAACAAGGGCCUGCCCAGCAUGAGCAUGACCGUGGGGGAGGUGUACCGCGACCACAAGGAUGAGGAUGGCUUUCUCUACGUCACCUACGCUUCCCAGGAGAUGUUCGGCUGCUGCUUGCAUGGCCCUGCGGUGACUCAGUCAUGAACCUGCCUGUUGCCAGCUGGUCUCUGUCGUUGGUUUAUCUUGUGAUGCAAACAACUGCAGGGGCUGAAAACCUCUUUCUUAACCUGAAUUUUUAAUGAAACUGCUGUGUGGGGAUAGAGGAGGAAAGCAUGAAAGUCCAGGAGCUACUAGCAGGAUUGCUCUCCUGCAACAGCGUUGGGGACUUGAGUCUCUCCGAGCAGAUGCCUGUUAGAAGAAUAACUUGUGACUAAAGCUAUGAAAUGUUUUUAA
Messenger RNA from Terrapene triunguis (Three-toed box turtle), 660 nucleotides. Its product is annotated as microtubule-associated proteins 1A/1B light chain 3C-like. The record is from RefSeq and is a predicted model, not a curated record. Gene Ontology annotation, cellular component: autophagosome; cytosol; autophagosome membrane. Lineage: Eukaryota; Metazoa; Chordata; Testudines; Emydidae. Gene Ontology annotation, biological process: autophagy of mitochondrion; autophagosome assembly; cellular response to nitrogen starvation. Gene Ontology annotation, molecular function: ubiquitin protein ligase binding. Bases 1 to 411 code for a protein of 136 amino acids. The transcript has 4 exons.